AGUUUCUGCAACCAUUGUGGGAACAAUCGGCAGUGAGUGGGGUAAUUAUGCAGUGAGAUUGUGAACAAGCAAAAAUCAACAAAACCCUAAUUUAGGGGUUCCAAUGAGAAUAUAAAAGAAAUAGACCGGAUAGGAGACCAGCUCGGGGUCAGGCAAUGUCGAAAGGUCUUUGCAGAUCGACGACAAGGGAGUGGGCUCUCGAAUGACGUAGAAGAUUCGCAACCAAGGAAAUACUGGUCUUAGGUGAAUAGACAAGUGAGACGCAAGAUGAGGAGUCGAAGGAAGAGGAGAAAUAGUUAAGGAGAUGCCAAAGGCGAGUAAGUCAGCAUUGAGAGAAUGGAGACUUGAAGGAAGGCAGAAGGUGGCUUCAUGUAUCAUGCAGCGAGACGGCGGCAUUCAGGUGACGACAGACCAGUCCCGAUGGAGAAGCGCUGUGACGUGUGACGUUGACCGCAUAGGCCCUCCUCCAAUCGAAGCUUCGAGAAGCUUCGAUCCUCACUGGUCCGUACCUUUUUACUCCGCCUUAGAUACAGGAGAAAUCAUAUCGUCUUUAUUUGACAGGUCAGCUCAAUCGAUUUGCCCCGUCCAGUUCGAGCAAGCAUGUAUGCAGCCCCGGAGGUUCCGUUGCAUAGUCCCCUCAGGCCGGAAUUCGAUGGCAAGUCAUCAAUCACUGGCUCGGACGGGAACUUUCCAGUUCUGGUCUAGUGUGCUGACGCCCAUUCCGGGAAGCCCCACUCUUAGGUUUCCACAUGAUCCAGCCAGUCUGAUGUAAUCUUUCGAGAUUCACCUUAUUUAUCAUUCUACGUAGUACCUAUGUAUAUGUAAAAAUAGC
Molecule: messenger RNA, 832 nt
Organism: Aspergillus alliaceus
Lineage: Eukaryota; Fungi; Ascomycota; Eurotiomycetes; Eurotiales; Aspergillaceae
Exons: 1
Coding region: 305-772 (155 amino acids)
Source: RefSeq, a predicted model, not a curated record